Messenger RNA from Cannabis sativa, 1226 nucleotides. RefSeq names its product bifunctional protein FolD 2. The record is from RefSeq and is a predicted model, not a curated record. The transcript has 5 exons. Gene Ontology annotation, cellular component: cytosol. Gene Ontology annotation, molecular function: methylenetetrahydrofolate dehydrogenase (NADP+) activity; methenyltetrahydrofolate cyclohydrolase activity. Gene Ontology annotation, biological process: tetrahydrofolate interconversion. NCBI's taxonomy places the organism in Eukaryota, Viridiplantae, Streptophyta, Magnoliopsida, Rosales, Cannabaceae. Bases 168 to 1076 code for a protein of 302 amino acids.
GUGUAACUAUUAUUGUGGAUGUCCAAAUAUAACUCCCAUCAAAUUUUGGACAACACGGAGUUGCCACCAUGUAGAGGCCAUGCUUACGUUGUUUGCCACGUCAUUCUAAUAUCUAAUAUCAAAUAGAGUUUUUCAGUCAGCCUACUUUUCAGAAAAUCCACUCUCAAAUGGCUUCAUCCUCACCGUCCGUUCACUCGGCUACUGUUAUCGACGGCAAAUCCAUCGCCCAGACAGUCCGAUCCGAAAUCGCCGUUGAAGUUCGUCAACUCUCUGAGCAGUAUGGCAAGGUGCCGGGACUUGCAGUGGUAAUAGUUGGGAACAGGAAAGAUUCGCAGAGCUAUGUGGGCAUGAAGAGGAAAGCUUGCGCUGAAGUUGGGAUUAAGUCCUUAGAUUUGGACCUUCCCGAGGACGUUUCUCAAACCGAACUCAUUGCUAAGGUCCACGAACUCAACGCCAAUCCGGAUGUACACGGAAUUCUGGUUCAGCUCCCACUGCCCAAGCAUAUAAAUGAAGAGAAAGUGUUGAGUGAAAUUAGCAUUGAGAAGGAUGUAGAUGGCUUUCACCCGCUCAACAUUGGCAAGCUUGCAAUGAAAGGCAGAGAUCCUCUAUUUCUUCCUUGUACUCCUAAGGGAUGCAUUGAGCUUCUCUCACGAAGUGGUAUAACUAUAAAAGGUAAGAGGGCAGUUGUGGUGGGUCGAAGUAACAUAGUCGGGUUGCCUGUUUCUUUACUUCUUUUGAAGGAAGAUGCAACUGUUACUGUUGUCCAUUCACGUACUCCUGAGCCAGAGAAAAUCAUUUGUGAAGCAGACAUUGUUAUUGCAGCAGCAGGACAGGCAAUGAUGAUCAAAGGCAGUUGGAUUAAACCUGGUGCUGCAGUAAUCGAUGUUGGCACAAAUGCUGUGGAUGACCAGAGUAGAAAGUCAGGUUACAGAUUAGUAGGGGAUGUAGAUUUCAAGGAGGCAUGCAAGGUAGCAGGAUGCAUUACUCCUGUUCCGGGUGGCGUAGGCCCAAUGACUGUUGCAAUGCUCCUAAAAAACACUUUGGAAGGCGCCAAGAGGGCUAUACCACCACAAUAGAAGCUUCUGUGAGCUGUGACUCUCUUCCCCGAUUCGGACCAUGGUAAAAUGUGCUAUCAAACUGACAUUGUAAUAUUAUUUGUCACAAUCAAAUGCUGGAAAAUUAUCUUCAUCGUGUAUUGUCAGCUAAUAAAAUUUCAAGUUUUGAAA